CUCUGAGAGUAAUUGCAUUGUAACCGCAUGUUAAAAUCGUUUUUUUUGUACCAGUUCUUCCAUUUUCAUUUCUUUUCCUGUUAAACUCUUGUUAUUUUUUAGUAAAGUUUGCGUUAUAUUUACAAACAUACAGUUUAUAGAAUGUGGUGUUAAUGGUUUCUUAGCGAAAUUAAAUAGUGUGUCACAUAUCACACACCAAUAAAACGCCUUUUUGCCAUAAUAUCCCUGAUUUAGAAACACAAUUAUAUUCUAUAUAUACUACAUAUGUACUGUAUCCAGCUCCAGGUUAUAAAAUCAGACGAUAAAAAGGAUUAUACAGCUGUAUUAUUCCAAUAUGUGUCCUUAUAUACCAGGGUUGCCAGGUCUGUGUAGAAAAAAACAGACAAAAAUUAAACAAACAAGUAAAAGCUCAGCAAAAUCAGCCUCUUCCACACUCACUGCUUCACGGGAAAUGUUCAGAAUAUUUCAAAGAAAAUGCUGCGUUUCUUGAUUAUUGAUGAUUUAUUUGUGUGUUUGUUUAUUUUUUUAGCUGCAGACCUGGCAACCCUGGUGUAAAUGCAGAAAUAUUAAAUAGUAUUAAAUCAGUUUUCUUUACUAAAGCUCUAAAUUUUCUUGUACGAUUGCAGAUAUAAUACAUAAAGAAGAGUUCUGAGAAACUAAUUUGCGGAGAUGUUUAGCAGCGUGUUGAGCGUUUUCAUGGCAGUGAUGAUUUUUGUGUCCCUGUAGAAGUCGGGUUUAAUUUUAUUUACACGUUAAUAUGUUUGAAAGUGUGUAUAAGCUAUAUAAAAGUGUGUGCAAGCUCCAGACCUGGCAGCACACACUUCACACACUUUGUAUUACUUUCCCAAGGACACAGAGCUGCAGACUGACAAUGUGACACUGUUUUUCUGAUUAUCUGGACAAAAAUAUUAUUAGAGUGAUGAGAUAUUACAGGAGGAGAGAGACACGAUGAGAACGGAAUUUGAACAAAGACUUUGUUGUGUGUAGAAGUGAGAUUGCGAUAGAAUUUCACCCAAAAGCUGCUUCAGACUUUUAAAGCCAAGCAUAAUAGUUGUUUUAUCUUUUCGGCAUGCCUUUGCGAAUAAAUUUCAUCUACUCUGAAAUCCCUAGAAUGUGUGUUGGGGAUGUUUGAGGAAAUUGGAGCGCAGGUGGAGGAUCUGCAGGAACAUUUUUACUCCAAGGCUAUGAGUAAAUUACAGAGAACCUGCCCAUCCCCAGUGUGUGUGUGUGUGUGUGUGUGUGUGUGUGUGUUUAAGUGAAAGGCAUACACAUCACCCCAGUAACCUCCACAACCCUCAGUCAAUACGCCUCAAUAGAAAGGAAUGUGUGUCUCAGCGUGGCUGCCUUUUGAGGACAGUUCAGCGGUUCACCAAACGAGAACCCGAGUGAGAACUGUACAGUCUGUUAAACCCACAAAAACCCAGAAGACAUUUCAGUAUUCAAUACAACAGUAUAGGAAAUAAUCAGUCCACUUUCUGCACUUUUAUGUCUUUAUUUAAUCUCAGUUUUUUAUUAUUCAGGAAGUGCAGUGAGGAAUGUAAAUCUAGACGUCUCAGACAUUAAAGGGUUGAACUGGCUAACACUGUGGAUGUUGUACUGAGUCUAUAGACAAGCUGAAUUGUGUAUGUUAAUGUGAUUCGGAUGUUCAGAGCCGUGUGAGGAAUUAAUGAGCUCCUCGUCAAGCUGGUGGUUCAAACGCGCUCCUUCAACACGUUAUCGCUUCCAGAGUAACAGCUCAUUUACAUGAACUUGUACUGUGUAUGCUCCACUUACAAUAAAACACAGAGUAAAAAAAAUGUGUGUAAUCUUUAAUCUAUAAGGAUAUGUUUAUUUAACACUUCUGGAAGGAGUCUCCAGUGUCAGCGCUUUGUAGCAGUCAGAAGUGAAGCUGUAAAUCUUCAGGACAGAGUUUACUGUUUGUGGUUUCUUGUGGGUUUUUUUUGUUUUAUAAAAAGGAGAGACGAGAGAGAAAAACUGUUCAUCACGUUAUGGAAGUGAGAACAGGAACUAACUUGUUUUACAGACGCUCCACAACGUUAAAUGUAUCUCUAAACAGAUAAAUUGUACGACUUGUUGUUCUUUAAUAAAUAAAAAGUUUGAAUUGUUGGUAAAUUGUAGUGGUAUAAGAGAAAUAAAGCACCUGUUAUAGGAAAAUACUCAGCUUCAGGGUGCUAACAGUAACUCCAAUUCAUCACACCAUCCCAUCACACACACACACACACACACACACACACGCACACAGUGUUUAUUAAUUACAUAAAGCGACUUGAUGGGAAAAAUUUCAUUGCCAAAAAUUGUCAUUGUGCUUGAGAAACAUUGUCCGAUCUAAAAGAUAAUUUGAGUGUACAAAAUGAAAUGUGUUUUAAACACAGUGUGCUGAAGGUCAAGUGAUGAGAAGUGUUUUUGUUUUUUAGUUUUGCUGUUGGAAUAAAAAUUGUGUUAUCAUGACCACUCUAGAACGCACACACAAGCUGAAAAGUCUUUUAUACUCGUCUAAUAAUUUGUUUUUUCGUUAGACUCGUGCUGCUGUUCCAGGUGUUCUUUGUGUUUUUCAGUUACUUUUGGUUUUCCUGUCUGGUCGAGGCGCUCGUCUCGAAUUCAUUCUACCUGCACGUCAACAUGCAGACAGUGCAGAACUGGAACAUGGCCGCUUCAUGACCUUCUGCCCUCCGUGCUUUACGCCUGUCACUACAGCUCAGUGAAAAGCCUUUUCCUCUUUUUGUAGCGAAGCUAAAAUAUCGAGGCUUCAUUCGGCCGUGCGUCCGGUCGCCGUGUCGGGAUACACAAGCUCCGGCUCGUCUGAGAUUGUCGACAUGCACGGUUCUGUGUUUGAUCAGCUUGAGGUCAUGAAGACAUUGAGUCUUUGUUAGGAAAAGUCUGCAAUGGCAAGCAAACUGUGUGCACGUGAUUCAAAAACGACAAACUGAGAGGUCGUGACAUUCAGAAACAGGAGGGAGAGAAAAUAAGCCAAGUGCUAUGAUGGAUCAGAGGAUUGGAAACCUGCUGCUUGUCCUCAUUAUAAGUGUUUAUGGUCAUGCGGCAGGGGAGAACGACCGAGACUUUAAGAUGUGUGGAACGUGGCUGCACAAUGGAAGCUCACAAACCCUGGAUAUUGAUUUAAAGCCCGGAUGUUCAGGGAUCAACAUUUCAGCCAACGCCAGCACGCUGUCCAUCCGUGGCUCAAUAACGGCUAAGUGUAAGCGGUCUCAGCCUCUGCCUCUGGCAGCUUCUCGAGGUUCCUCCAGUUCCUUCUGUGUGUACUGGGAGCCGCUGCUGGACCAGCUGAUGCUGGAGCUGAACGGGGAGAGCUUCUCACUCUGUAAUGCUAGGGGACUACAGACCCAGUGCUGUACUGAUCUCUCUCUUGGACGUCAGAGACCUUCCCAGCUGUAUGGAAUCAAGAACGGCAGAGUGCGUGGGGACGUUCUGACCAGCAAUGUCAUGGCAGAGUACGAGUUUACUGGCCAGGAGAUUAACUGCAAGGCUCAAUUCUGCGAUAAGGCAGCUCAGGAGUCCAGAGGAGCGAACAUGUUAGAGGAGGCCGUCUUGAGGUCAGCGGAGGUCGGUCAUGUGUAUCUGCCGUGUGUUCAGAGCACCGUGAUCGAGAUGAAGGAAGAUUUUGCAGGAAGUAACGUCACUCUGCUUGCUCCGAGGGGUGUACCACCAGAGAGGAUCCCGGCAGUGCACUUACCCGCCUGCCUCAAAACUGCAAACAGAAAAGUAUCCAAAGUGGUGUGUAGCUACUACAAGAACAGCACGUUUUUCCAGAAAAGUUCUCACAGGAUUUUAGAAGACGUUGUUGGGAUUACGGUGGAAAAUGAGAUCAUCACAAACCUCCCAGAACCCAUUAGAAUCAAGUUUUAUCACCCAGUACGUAUGGAAACACGGAAAAGAAAAUGCGUUUCCUGGGAUACAAGAAAAGAUAACGAGGUCGAGUGGAGGGAGACAGGUUGCAUAACGCUUCAGCUCAGCGCAGUCGAGACGGAGUGCUGCUGUAAUCACCUCACGUACUUCGCUAUUCUUGUGGAAUUGAACCCUACGAGAAGCGUGCGCCACCUGGAGGCUCUGACCAUCAUUACAGCGGUGUGCUGCACCGUAUCCAUCGCCAGCUGUGCCAUUCUCUUCAUAUCGCUCUGCAGACAGAGGAAAUCAAAGAACCAUUCGAGUCUGGUGCACCGUGGUCUGGUCGUGGCUCUGUUCUUCCUGCUCGUGCUCUUCGUCCUCACCGGCACCGUGGCCAACGCUGCGUCCGAGGGCGUGUGUCGCUUCGUCGGCGGCCUGCUGCACUACACGCUCCUCAGCGUCCUCUGCUGGAUGGCCGUGGAAGUGAUUCACACCUUCUGGAUGAUGUACAUGGUGUUCAGUCCGAAACCAAAUCCAUGGAUCUGGUGCCUGCUGGGAUUCGGUGUUCCGGCUCUGCCGGUUAUUAUUUUGGGAUCCAUCGGAGACAUUUAUGGCCAGAGGGCGGUGAAGUCCAGUGAUGAUCUCACAACUCCGUAUCGCAUGUGCUGGAUGACGGACUCUCCGGCGGCUCUGAUGGCUCACUUCAUCAUCAACACAGGGCUGCUGGUGGCGGUGGUGAGCUCCGGCCUCGUCAUGCUUUUCCUGGUGUUCAGGAAGAUCCGUCACCGGGACGAGUGGAGGACGAACCGCGUGGCCUUCCUCAGCAUCUGGGGUCUCAGCUGUCUGUUCGGUUCCACCUGGGUUCUCGCUUUCUUUUCUUCUGAAGCCUCAGAAACCGUCCUCUUCCUCUUCUGCAUCAUUAACUCAUUACAAGGAUUUUUCCUCAUGUUGCGGUUCUUCGCUCUGGAGCGGAUGCAGAAGAAUUCUCCGUCCAGUUCGGACUUCAGCAGCACCGGAUCCACGCGACAGCACAUGCUACAACCUCCGGAGAAGAACUAGGAGUGACCUCCUAAAAAAAGGGACUCUUUUAAAAAAAAAAAAAAAAAAAAAAGCUAAGAGUGUGUUUAGUAGUCAUUUUAGAAACAGGUUUCAGAGACGGGCAUUUAUAAAAAAUUUAUAUUUCAGCAUUAAUCCCUGCUGGUCAGGUCUGUGGCUGUGCACUGAAGAAAAAAAUAAAACAGACCAAAAAGAAAAAAAGCUUCAUCAACAUUAAGCUGAAUAUUCGACUGUAUAAACUCCGUACAUUUAUUACGUGUUUUGAAAAAGUCCAUUUCUCUUGUAGCACUUUAGUUUUAUUCCUUAUGCUUUGACUACUGUUCAGAAAUACUGUUCAUUUUAAAUAAUAAUAACAAGUAGAUUUUAAGCACAAAGAUGACAAAAGUUGUUUUUUAAAGUCCUUAUUAUUUAUUGACACAAAUCGAACAGUUCUGUUUCCACAACGAGCCUCAAUUAUGGUUUAACGUUUAUCGUUUAUUGCACUGGAUAAAAAACAAAUUUAUUCCUCAUUCAUUCACAGGAGCGUUUACUCAAGAAAUGUGAAAUUUACAAAAACACAGUUAGCUGGAAAAUUGUUCGUAUCGUACGUUACUCUCCUGAGUUUGUGUAAAUCUGCGUAUAAGGAGACUCGCUGUCGUGAACCUCGACUGAUCGUCUCCAGAUCGUAUAACUGUCCAUGAGUUCCUGCGAUUUUAUAAACGGAUUACAGUCACGUUUAAAUCACUCAUUUAUUUCACUUACACACUGACAAAUAAAUUAAGACAAUAAGACCAGCCGUUCAAUCAGGACAAAAGUAAUGGCACCCUCUAAAAGGAGAAGGAGUUAGUGUGGGUCUAUGGGAGCUGACACGCUGCAGUGGCUGAGCUGCAUUAUUGGAAGAUUUAGCUCAUGUCACACUUAGGAGGCGCUCUUUCACCGUUCAGUCGCCACUCAGCUCUCUGUGAGCUUUGCCUUUUAUGGAGUUUUGUGGGCGUGGCUAAAUGUAAAUGUGCCGCUUGGUAAUUACAGCUGAUCUGCGUUUAUUAACAUUUUAUCAACAGAAUUUUUAGUUCGGUUUGGACAUGAAAUCAUUUACACACAUCUUUUUAAAAGAUGAUGAAUGAGACCUGAUGUUGGCGCUGUUACAGAAGCAGAGUCUGUAAAUCUUAAUUAAACCAUGAUUAUAAUAAAUUAGUGUUACAGUGUGAUGAGUUGGUGUCAUGUACAGGACGGAAAUGCAGAUUUCAGGAUUAACUGAAGAGGUUUCACACAAAGAACAAAUGAAUAAUAAAUGAAUGAAGCACAGAGUUUUAUAGGCCAUAUAAAGUAAAUAUUUAGCCCUUGAUUAAAAGUAUUUCUAACUGUAAAUGGCUUGUGUUUUUGUGUCUAAUCUCAGUGAGGAAACUUCGUGAUGUAUUUCUGGAGAUGGAGAAUUUGUGUUUAUUCUGUCAUUGUCAGUUUUUCGCACGUUUUCCGUGGUGUAAAGCAUUUUCCUCUUGCGCGUGUUUUUAAAUACGUCCUUUAUUUCUCACUGUUAUUGAACUGGCAGUAAACUGCAGCUCAGCCAGACGAACUUUCCGUAAUAUACGGCACUUUUAUUAAGUGAUUUUAUUUAUUUAAUGAGUUAAAUCAUUUAGCAGAACCUGAACCUCAAUUUAUGAUGUGUAAUUUGAUUUUAGUGGAAAUGUAUUGAAUAUUAUAUGUAGGUCUGAAUGUUUCUCUUUGAAGCUGAGAUCUUGAAAUUUUAUUUAAAAAAAAUUCCGAUAGUAAAAAUGUAAUAAUUUAGCAUCUUAUAUUCAAGACUUUCUGAUGACUAUUGAAAUGUUUUGUUCUGAAUUUCUAUGAUUUGAAAAUAAUUUUCUACUGCUUGAUGUUUUUACACUUACAUUUUUUUUUUUAAUUAAAAUGUUUAAAGAAAUUCAGAGCCAAAAUAUUUAAAUAUCUGAGAUAUCAGGAGAUUUUCCUACACUGAAGCUGAGCUUUUUUAGUGAAUAAAAGCUUUUUUUGUAUUUGUGUAUUUUGGAGCUAUUUCUGUUUAAAAAUAAAUGUGAUUAUGUUGUGUACAGUGAUAAAUAAAAGCUGAUGAUAUUAUUUCCACAAAAA
Molecule: messenger RNA, 6981 nt
Organism: Pangasianodon hypophthalmus (striped catfish)
Lineage: Eukaryota; Metazoa; Chordata; Actinopteri; Siluriformes; Pangasiidae
Gene: adgrg1
Product: adhesion G protein-coupled receptor G1
Exons: 14
Coding region: 2977-4902 (641 amino acids)
Biological process (GO): adenylate cyclase-activating G protein-coupled receptor signaling pathway; cell surface receptor signaling pathway
Cellular component (GO): membrane
Molecular function (GO): G protein-coupled receptor activity
Source: RefSeq, a predicted model, not a curated record